Molecule: messenger RNA, 2670 nt
Organism: Mercenaria mercenaria
Lineage: Eukaryota; Metazoa; Mollusca; Bivalvia; Venerida; Veneridae
Exons: 10
Coding region: 112-1887 (591 amino acids)
Source: RefSeq, a predicted model, not a curated record
AGUUUGUCUACGCUUUAUGUCUACCCGUUUAGGGCACAUUAUAAAACAACUAUAUAUAUAGGAAGUAAAUAAGCAAAUUUUACAUGAGAAACAGAACUAUUUUUGUGUAAAAUGUCGUACAAUUCAGGCUGUCUAGUGUAUUGUAUUUUCCUUCUUCUAGGGAUAUCCGUAGCUCAAGAAUUCUACUCUGAAUCAACUGAAUACACGACGUGGAAGAGUUCAACAUGUAGAAUGGCAAUACCAGAUAUAGAAUAUGACGAUUUUUCUAUAGAUAUCAAACAGAAGCUAACACACGAUGAUUUGUGGCUAGGGUACUACAGGGCGAUGAUUGGUUUUGAAUAUUUUGGAUGUGUAAAAAAUACAAGUGUAAAAGCCAUGAAAACAAUACAUAUUGAAAUGAAUUCUCCUGGCCAUUGCUAUUCUGCUUGCGGAAAAUCGGUACAAAAUAUUGGACUGAAAGAUAGGGAGUGUUUCUGCUUAGACGCCAUGGAACCAGAUCCGAUAAGCGAGUCAUCGUGUAAUUUAUCAUGCCCAGCCCCUUCCCUUAACAUAGCAUGCGGUGGAAAGUUCCAUUUGUCAUUGUACAGGAUAAAUCCAAAUGUAUCAAACAUAACCGAGACUUUUGGAAACAGAAAAAGAGGCAGCAAUUGCGUUAGGCAUGGAAACACACUGAAAUGGGAUGCAUGCAAUGGAUCGUUACUAAUCAUGUGUGAAUUUGGUCAGCAUGUUGUGACUGUGCCUGUCCCCGCAAUGAGCCAACAGUACUUCAAAUGGAAUGUGGCAAAUAAUUAUUGUUUUGAUAAUAAUGGACGACCAGUCUCCUAUGCGAACGCGUUGAAUCUUGCAAGCUCAACUAAUGUGUCAUGGACAGGAAUGUGUCGUAGUUUCGCUAUUUUCUCUAUUUUCUAUGAUACAGAACCAGCCAAUGAAGCCAAUGAAGCCGUUAAUAAAGAAUAUGGAUAUUUAAAAAGGUCUGUUUCUUCUAAUGAAUUUCAACUCCAUUUCACAGAAAAGAAAAACGACAAAAAGAUGACUCUUUGCACAACAGGAACCGGAAAUCGUGUUAGUAGCAGCGAACCAACAAAUAAAGAACAGGCAGACAUUGAAAGUGAUAAAACAGACGUAAGUGCUGCUGUUGGCGCAUCUGUUGCUGCAGUCUUGGUUAUUGCUUUAGUGUUUGUCUUUGUGAUACUGCGAAAACGAAAGAAAAUUCCAGAACUUUGCAAUGGCACUCCUUCCUCAAAAGAUACUGAAUCAUUCGAUAAUUUAGGCGCAAAACCAAAUGAGUAUCAUUCAUAUGACCAAAUUGGUGGUUCAUUCAGCCAGGAGAACGCGGAUUCAAAUGCUGAAGCUUCGACAAUUGACAAUUAUCAUGCCCACACGUAUUUUGUACCUGAGAAACAGGAAAAGGAAAUUGACAAUGCUAAUGAAACGUAUGAUUUAGCUGGGGCUGGAAAACACACACAUGCUGAGGAAAGGAAUCAUUAUAAUCGUGUCAAGAUAGACAACAAUGAAACGUAUGACCAUGCAUAUAAUCAAAGUAAGGAUAAAAUUGAAACACAUGAUGAGACAUAUGACACAACGGAGAAGGCAGCUAUGAAACUGAAGAUCGGAGCUGCUAAAAAUUUGGAUGAAUUUCAUGGCACAGACGAAGAUGAUUAUAACCAUAUAAACGGUAAACUAUUGAAAAACAGUGCGACCGAUCAUGUGUAUGGUGUGCCGUGUCAGCCGGAAACUGACACUGGAGAUGUUGGCAGUAGUCCUCAGAAGGAAUUUCAGGAUGGAGACACAUAUAGCCAUAUAAGAAAUAAACCUCCGAAAAGUUACAAAGCGGACAAUUUGUAUGGUGUACAUAACCACCAAAAUGCGUCAACAGAGAUAGAUUGAAAUCAAGAGGGUUAUAUUGAAUCGUCACAGACAGAAACAACGGAGCAUGCACUGCUGCCAACGAUUACUUAAAAAUAGGAUAUAAAAAUAAUAUCAUAAAAUAUUAUAUAAAUUAAAAAAAAGGAACGUAUAAUAUCAACUAAUCAAACGUUCAAAGAACUUAAACAUUUCGUUUUAUUUCCCAACGCUGAGAAUCUAGUAUUUUGCAUUGUAUGUUUGCAUAAAUAUCUGACCUGUACUAACACAUUAUUUUGUGUACCAAAUAAUGAACUCAAUUUUUUGUAUAUUAUUCGUAAUAUUCUUUUGGGAAAAAGAACUGCCUGUAUUUUGCUCCAGUCAAAUUGGAAGUUUGUUAUUAAAAGGGAAGGGAAUGCCCGACCAUAAGUUAUAUAUAUUAACACAAUCGAUAAAAAACCAGUCAGAAACCAAAAAACAAAGUAAUUCGGACCACAAUUGAAAAUAAAUGGCAGUUUGAAAUUUAGGAAAAUGACUAGCCACGAAGCCAACCAUUUUAGUGUUUGCCGUGCAUGGCUCUAUGACUGUGUUUGGGAUACUCUGUGCUUCAGAGAAAUCUACCCUUACCUUUUAUCUUUUAUGAAAUCCUUAACACACUACUGAUCCAUUUAUUUAGCAUAUACCAUUAAAAAACUAGCAUAAAAUUGCUGUUCUUGUCACUUUUCGGGGGUGUUUUAACAGGAGAGAAAACGUGUGUUAACAGAGAGUUAACAGAGAGAUUCUCGCGCUCACGUGCGUUAAAACACCUUUCUACAUACACGCGUGCAG